This is a messenger RNA of Abrus precatorius (Indian licorice), 1488 nucleotides long. RefSeq names its product NAC transcription factor 29-like. Gene Ontology annotation, molecular function: DNA binding. The record is from RefSeq and is a predicted model, not a curated record. Gene Ontology annotation, biological process: regulation of DNA-templated transcription. The coding region runs from base 91 to 534 and encodes 147 amino acids. The transcript has 3 exons. Lineage: Eukaryota; Viridiplantae; Streptophyta; Magnoliopsida; Fabales; Fabaceae.
CAAACACCUUGGUUUCUCUGGAAGACUCCCUAAGUUUCUUCAUUUCCUUCUCCUUCUCUUGUCCCAAACCAAAGUGAUAUUUUUUAUUCAAUGGAGGGCACCACAAGCUCUGAACUCCCACCAGGCUUUAGGUUUCACCCAACCGAUGAAGAACUAAUAGUGUAUUACCUUUGUAACCAAGCCACAUCAAAGCCUUGCCCUGCAUCUAUCAUCCCAGAAGUGGAUAUCUACAAGUUUGAUCCAUGGGAAUUGCCAGAUAAAAGCGAGUUUGGAGAAAAUGAAUGGUAUUUCUUUAGCCCAAGAGACAGGAAGUACCCAAAUGGAGUGAGGCCUAACCGAGCAACAGUGUCUGGGUAUUGGAAGGCCACUGGCACAGACAAGGCAAUCUAUAGUGGAUCUAAGCAUGUUGGGGUGAAGAAGUCUUUGGUGUUUUACAAGGGUAGGCCACCAAAGGGUGUCAAGACUGAUUGGAUUAUGCACGAGUAUAGACUAGCUGAAUCAAAAAAACAAGCUAGCAGGAAAAUUGGGUCAUGAGACUGGAUGAAUGGGUCUUGUGCAGGAUCUAUAAGAAGAAGCACAUGGGAAAAUCAUUGGUGCAGGAGGAAUAUUCAAGUGUCCAAAUUAGUAAUCUUACAGCAGCAAAUAAUGAUGAUGAACAGAAAAUUAUGAACCUUCCUAGGACUAGUUCCCUUACCUAUCUUCUGGAUAUGAAUUACUUGUGUCCAAUUUUAUCUGAUGGCUCCUAUUGCUCAGCCUUUGAUUUUCAAAUUAACACUAGCCAUAUAGGAAUAGACCCUUUUGUAAAAUCUGAACAGGUUGAAAUGACCAACCAUCACUUAGCAGAUUCAGGGAAGUUCCAAGUGAAGCAGAGUAGCACACCGUGGACCAGCCCAUAUUUGUGAAGCAAGUGUAUGAUCUGCUAGGAUGCGACCAAUAGGAGGAAAAUUUAGGAUUGUGUAGACAUAAUGAUGGCAAGCGUGUUCAUAAAAUAAUCCUGAAGAUUCUUUGUGGAAAUAUGUCAAAUAUCUGUUAUAUUCACAAACGGAAUUUCAAUGUUUAAUGCUUCAAAAUUGAAGUUCACACAUCUGGAAUUACCUUCCUUACCUCGAUACGGUUCAAACAGGGGAUGAGAUCAUGCUUUGGAAGCAUUUGAAGCUAGAUUUGGUCACCCAGUUUUUGUACAUAUUACUGAUAAUUUAUCUUGACCAACAGAUAUAGGACUAGUUUGUUUUUCAAUUAAAAAAUGAAUUCUCGUAUUCUUUUAAAUAUAAAACAUAUAGUUUAGUAAAUACAUAUUUUAAUUAUAUUUAAUUAUUUAAGUUUAUAGAUGUCAAUAAUUGAAGCCAAACAGGGUGUCAUAGUUAACAUGAUUCUUUGUUUGUACAUUGUCUUAUCCAAAAGAUGACGGAAACAAACGGUCAUUGAACCGCGUAGAAAGGAACAAAAUGCGUCUAUAAGAUUGACUUAUGCUUUGGCUUAUAUUAAUAU